Messenger RNA from Rosa chinensis, 537 nucleotides. RefSeq names its product lactoylglutathione lyase GLX1. NCBI's taxonomy places the organism in Eukaryota, Viridiplantae, Streptophyta, Magnoliopsida, Rosales, Rosaceae. Bases 1 to 537 code for a protein of 178 amino acids. Gene Ontology annotation, molecular function: lactoylglutathione lyase activity; metal ion binding. Gene Ontology annotation, cellular component: cytoplasm. The transcript has a single exon. The record is from RefSeq and is a predicted model, not a curated record.
AUGCGGAGGCGGGCGGCGGCGAGCGACGAUGAUGAAGGUGAAAGUGAGGGGAGGAAGAAUCGUGGGCAGAUCCAACGGCUCCCAUUCACUCUGAUGAAUCGGACGAUAGAAGAAGAAAUUGAUGAGGAUAUUCGUCACUUCAGAGCUUCAGAGCUUCUGGAAUUGCCCAAGAAGGACAAGCACCACCUCUUCCACACCGUGUACCGCGUUGGGGAUCUCGACCGCACCAUCAAGUUUUACACUGAGGCUCUUGGGUUGAAGCUGUUGCGGCAGAGGGACAUUCCGGAAGAGAAGUACUCGAAUGCUUUCCUCGGAUUCAGGCUGGAAGAAACGAACUUUGUAAUGGAGCUCACUUUCAAUUAUGGAGUAAUUCCUAUGAUAUUGGGAUUGGGUUUGGUCACAAAAGAGCUUGGAGGAAAGAUAACAAGAGAGUACGUAAAGGACUGGGAAAAUUUCUGGUCGCAGACAUGGAGGAAGAGAGGGAGAGUAUCAAAGUCAGAAAGAGGUACAAGUACUAAAUUACCCUCUGACAAAUGA